AUGAAUAAAAACAAAAAUAUCAGCGCCGCAAUUAAUAAGAAAAUUCAAGAGCGAGCUCAGGAGGGGCGAAAGAAUGACAAAAAGGUACACAAUGAAGUACACAAGUUGAUAAAUAAAGAAAUAAUACUGGAUUAUAACACUAAUGAAAAGGUGAAUGUUAAAUUUAUUUUAAGUAAAUAUUUAAAUAUAAUAACUUAUUUGACAAAGGAAAAUAUAAAUUUAAAAAAAAUCUUAGAAAAAAUUAAGUUGGAAAAUAAUAAAAAGGAAAGUAUAAUUAUUAAAUAUGAACAUGAGUUGAGAUCAAAAAAUGACAUUAUCCAAAAACUAAUCAAUACAUCUGGAACAGCUACUUCUGAAGUAGAUUUAAGUGCAUUACAUGCUUCAGCUGAGCAAGUACAAGAAAGUAGCUCUAUCAUCCAACAAGACAUAGAAGUAUUGAAAGCAGACAAUGCGUCUUCUCCAAGCUUGAAAAGAGCAAAUCAUUAUUCCCACGAUGGGGACAUUUAUCAAAAGAGGUUUCCCUCAUUCAGUUGCACAUUUGCAGAUACACAGAAUGAAGAGAAAUGCGAAGGUUUCACAAAAAAUAAUUCACCACAGACGAGUGAAAUCAACGUCCCUAAUAAUUGUGCGGGAAAAGGGAGAAGCAAUGGGAAAACGAAAACUUUACUCCAGGAAAAUGUUGGUAAUAUUCCUUAUGACGAAAUGAAAAAAAAUAAACAUGAUGAGAAAAAAUCCUUAACAAGCUCAAACAAUUGUGGGAAUGAUUUAAUAUGGAAUAAAAAAAAAAGCAAAAAUGAAAUUCCAAUAUUUAUUUCAAAGGAUAUAAAUUUAUAUUCACUCAAAAAUUGUAAAUCAAAAGAUAAUGAUAAAUGUAUUGACGAACUGAAUUGUCUCAUACACAGUGCUCCUACUGCUGAUAACAUUAAUGGUGUUAAAAUUGUUCAGUAUGAAGGGAAAAUUGAAAAAAUUGAAAAAUAUCAUAAACAAUGUGAAGAAGAUUAUAAAAAUAUAUAUAUCCGAAGUGCUCAUAUUAUUGAUAAAUCAAGCAGCUUAAAUAUUCAAAGAGAAAUGAACAUAUCUCAAAAUGUCAUACUUGAAGAAACGAAAAUUGUGAAUUCUCCACCUUUCGUGUGUGAAAGUUUGCAAAAAAUGAAAAGUCUGCCUAUCUCAGAAAAUAUCGUUGAUGAUGAAGAAAAUAUGGAUAAAAAAUAUAUUAAAAUGGACGUGUUAUUAAUGAGAGAAAACAAUGGGGAAACGGACUAUAAGAAGGGUAAGGAGGAAAAAAUGAAGAAAGAGAAUCUCAGUCAUUUGCAUGCAAGUGGUCCUGACAAGAACAAGCAUGCAGGAAAUAUAAUUGACAAUGAAAUUUUGCAAAGCGAUAGUGAGAAAGUGGUAGGUCACGAUACUUUCGUCCCUAAAAUAAGUGCUGCCAUAGUGGACAACUCACACGAAAAUCGUAAUAUAAUGAAUUCCAAUUCCUUCGAAAAGAAAAGUGCGGACAAUGAUCUGGAGGAUGACAAUUUUGAAGACUUGGAAAAUAUUAUGUCUACUAUAUUGAAACUUAGAAAAAAGGGGUAA
This is a messenger RNA of Plasmodium gonderi, 1578 nucleotides long. RefSeq lists its product as hypothetical. The transcript has a single exon. The coding region runs from base 1 to 1578 and encodes 525 amino acids. The record is from RefSeq and is a predicted model, not a curated record. NCBI's taxonomy places the organism in Eukaryota, Apicomplexa, Aconoidasida, Haemosporida, Plasmodiidae.